Molecule: messenger RNA, 384 nt
Organism: Rotaria sp. Silwood2
Lineage: Eukaryota; Metazoa; Rotifera; Eurotatoria; Philodinida; Philodinidae
Source: the annotation of a GenBank genome assembly
AUGCGAAUUAACGCGCUAUUUCGCUCGCAUGCGUCCGAUGGCUUGCGUUUCUUGGUAGUUUAUAUUGCCGAGGCACAUGCACGUGAUCAAUGGCCUAUGGGCAAAAUCAUAUCAUGUGUAGAUCAGCCAACCACACUUGAACAACGCCUUGAGAAUGCUCUGAAAUGUCAGAAGGAUUGCAAAUUUGAAGUACCUAUGCUCGUAGAUAGUAUGGAUAACACUUUUCAUCUGACAUAUGGAUCAUGGCCAUUUCGUUUCUAUGUUAUCCACAAUGGAGAACUCGUCUUGAAGGCCGAACUAGACAAGGAUACCUUCAGUUAUCACAUCGAUGAACUUGAUCAAUGGAUUGGCAAUUUCUGUCAAUCACGUCGUCCCAUUGUUUAG